Paramacrobiotus metropolitanus is the source of this 4426-nucleotide messenger RNA. RefSeq lists its product as uncharacterized. Bases 2263 to 4149 code for a protein of 628 amino acids. The record is from RefSeq and is a predicted model, not a curated record. NCBI's taxonomy places the organism in Eukaryota, Metazoa, Tardigrada, Eutardigrada, Parachela, Macrobiotidae. The transcript is spliced from 8 exons.
GUUGCUGGAUUCGACUUGGUUACGGAUGAAGUCAUGGCCGUACAAUACCGUUUGAAGAAGGAUUAUAUAGUAACGAAUAAGAAAACCAAUGUUGUCAUUGCGGCUUUCACUACUGCUUAUGCACGAUUGCAUCUCCUCAAAUUUAUGGAGAUGGUUGGGGACCGCCUACUAUAUCAUGAUACCGAUAGCAUUUUCUAUGUUCACAAAAACGAACUGCCUGACCCACCAACGGGAACUUGUCUUGGCGACUUGUCAUCAUCGCUGGAACCUAACGAGCACAUAGAAGAAUUUGUGGCGCUUGGGCCUAAAAGCUACGCUUAUCGUACCAACACUGGUCACGAAACAAGAAAAGUGAAGGGAUUUACGUUAACGCGGCAGGCCAGAAAACAGCUGAAUCUGGAAAGUUUGAAGGAAUUGCUACUGGAAAGCCUUGCACCGCCAGAUGAACCAAACGAUAUUAUGGUUAAUUAUCCGUUCAACAUCACGCGAAAUAAGCGCAAGUUGGAGGUUCUGUCUACGGAAAUGAAUAAGCGCUUCAGACUUACCUACUCAAAACGUCGAAUUGUCGACACCGAAUUUCAUACUCGUCCCUGGGGUGAUGUUUCCGGAGAAUAGGCCUUCAAUUUCCAGUACCGUACAGUUGUUAAUAAUAGUUUUAAUAUUAUGGCUAAUUCCAAAAAAUGCUUCCAGCAAUAUUAUUAGAAUCAGCAUCAUGACAAUGCAGGAGCCUAUUGCUGCCUCACAGAAGUUCUUUUUGCACACAAUGCGAGCCAUCUUAGCAAGACUAUGUUUGGGUAUUGUGUUUGUUUUCUUUGAACAUUGUUUCUUUAAUAGUUACCUCAAUAGAAAAGUUGCAUUAAACAUCGCAGCGUAACUCUAAUUAAAGAGGUAUGAAUAAAGGCGCAGACCCAUACGUUCCAUGUAAAUUGCACUGUAUCUACAGUUGUAAAGUAUAUGCAGUGUACAAACUUACUGAUUCAUAAAGUAGAUCUAGGAACUAUAGUUAUAAAGUCCAACCGGAAAUUACAGCUGGAAGGUGUAGCUCCCAACUCCAGUUUAUGACGUAAGCGCCGCCAUUUUUAAAUAAUUGAUGAGUCAUAUCUACUUAUACAGUAUCGCAUUACUACUGAUAUAAUUAACUAAUUUUACACCGCUUAUACUUUAUAGGACUCCAAUAGCUAGCGGUUAUAUUGCUGGUUUCACUAGAUUUAGAUGCUUUCUAAAACCAUGAAUCUAGCGCCGAUAUGCUGGAAUUUGCCCGAAAUGUUAGGUGGUUAAAGUAGUUUAAUUGGACCCUUUUUAUUUCGUUAAAAAUGUUCUUUUUCUGGAGCGCGUUGCGUGGGAGUUCUUUAACGUUUAGCUUUGUUAGCCAAUAAGUGCUGGUUUCGGCAAUAGACAAUUUAAUAAUUGUUGCGUAAAAAAUAUAUUAAACGAUCUGUCUCAAGUCGUCUCAUAUAUUUAUCACAAGUCACAUUUAUCACAUGGAAGCUGGAACCGAACGAAACUAUCAAACUGUAAAAAAAAGAACAAUAAUUAUACUAACGUCGAAAGCUACGGGCGGUUGCCACGGUGACUGACAUUAUCCAUGGCGCACCGCAUCGAAGAAGGGCUUACAGAUACAUUACUUUUAUUUUGCCCAUCAGCAUGCUGCAUGUGCUCUCUGGCGGCUGUUGACUCAACACCAUUAUUGAUGCGCGUUGAAAUCUUUGAAGUUUUGAAACAAAAUCUGUGAAUUAGCGUCGCGCGAAUGCACCUCUUGGUUAUAUUGUUAGCUUUUACCCAGUAAAAGUUGUCAUUUGCUGUUUGUUCAAUGCUCAGGCAGGAACAGUUGUCAGUGGCGUUUUCUGCUGCUACUUAUGCUCCUGCAGCGUGGCGGUUGGUGCAGCUGCCAGUGCCCAGCAUCGUACCUUGCAGUUUCCAGAGCACGCUCUAAAAUAAACUGAUUCUAUGUUUCGGAGGGAACAAGUUGAUAGUUAAUUUUUCUAGUGGGGAAUUUGUCGCUAGCCGUGGACGUUGGUUUCGUAUGCUCUGGGCGGCCCAGUGACGGGCAGUGCUUGAUCUAAACUACCUGCGUAUUACUGUACAAAGGUGGGCUUUGCAUCUUGCAGCUUGCUUUCGACAACCUGCAUCUUCCAUCUGUAUGGAGCUGCUGACUAACUUCAUUUAUACCAUGUGAAGAACCACUGGAGCCUACUGCGUGACUUGUAUCGCGCAGAUUCAGGUGGGAGAGACCAGCAGGUCCACAUCGCCAACGGCCAGCAGAUGCUGCCCGCGUGCAGGAGGGCCGCCCUCGGGGCGCGCAUCAUCGGGUCGAUGGGUCGUAGCAGUCGUGUUUACCGUCGCUGCACGGCUGCCCACAGUAAUUGGACAGAACGCUGGCCCAGCCUGGGCAGUGGCAUUCCUCCGCACGUCGCCUGCCCAGGGCGUCUGGCUCAGUUGACGCCCCGUGGUGGUAGCGUCCGCGGAAUGGCUGGCCAGGGUGCCGCCUCCCCACUCCACACAACUAUAGCUGAUUCGGUCCAAAUCUUGGAGAAAGUGGACGAGUUGAAAGCCAAACUGCACCGUCUCCUGCCGCCCGAAACAGAAAGCACUGCGGAAUAUGACGCCGCCCAUCAGACCGCCGAGUUUGGACCGAUGGACGAAUUUAUGUGGACACUGCAAAGUGAAACGACGACAACGGCCGACGCCGCAGUGCGCGACGCUCUGCGGCAGUUCAGCCAGCAGGCGGACGAGCUGUCGCCGCGGCAGCGCGUGCAGUUGGCGUCGGUGUGCCAGCUGAUUCUGCUGGACCAGCGUUCCCGCAUCAAGGUCCUGUCGGCCACGCUGACCGCCCCCGGGGAACUGUCAGCAACGGGGAGAGACGGGCUGCAGUGUUGCCGCGACGAGGCGGAGCGAGUCGUGGUGGACGCGGCGGGCAUCCUGCAGCGUUUCCUGACGCACAUCCUUCCGCAGCAGCUGCACACGGAGUUGGAUGCUAUCCUCACCCCGCUGUUGGAUCGGAUGCAGACGCGGGAUUUCUCUGCCGGGUCCGACUUCCUGUCGACGCUGGGUUUGUCGAUAUCGGUGGCAACGCGUCUGCUUGCCGGUCUGCAGGGGGAAUUCUUCGAGACUUUAGAAAUCAGUGCGACGCCGGCCCUGAUCCGCGAGCUGGACGAGGUGGCGGCGCUGAUCGGCAGCGGUCUUUUCGAUCCCGACGUGAAUUUCGUCAUCGGCCAGUACACGGAUUAUCCCGCUUCCGACUGGGAAUAUUUCACGGACAACUACCGCGGCACCGGCCGCGUGAUGGUUCACUACAACUGGGUGUACGCGAUGGCCCGCAUGGGCAGUGUGGUCUACGGCGGCACGGUCGGAGAGUUGUGGAGUUCCUUGCUGUUCGCGCUGAACAAUCCCGCUUAUAACAAGAUGCUAAUGCUGUGUUUUGUGCCGCUGAACGUGGCUGCCCGCCUGGGCGGCGGCACCGUGUACCCACUGGUGUGCGACGUGCUAGCCGACCCUUUGGUCCCCGUCUUCGACGAGAAGAAACCUGCGAAUCCCCAGGAAGCCAUCGCCGGCCGCGUGUGCUACCGGCACGAAUCGCUGCUGCAGAUGCUCAUCCAGAUCGUCGACAUCCUCGGACCGAGCACCAAAGUCCAGUACUGCAUCGCCGUCGACAUCUGUCCCCGGACAAAGGACGACGACGCCUUCUGGGCGACGCUGUACCUCUUCCGCCGCGUCGCGGACCCGCGCGCCAGCCACCGGGAGCGGGCGGCCGCGGGGACCGAAAGGUCACGGGGUCUGGAGGCCGACGGUGUCCGGCUGUGCAAUGACGACGUCCAGGCCAUGUCGCGGGAGGAUCUCCGACGCGUCUUCGACAUUGACCUGGUCGCCAAGCACCACGUGGACGCGACUAAUAAUAAUAAUAAUAAUAAUAAUAACACGCAGCCGGUGCAGUUGGCGCUGCAGCUGCAGUAUCCCGACGGAUCGUCACGGCCCUUGACGGUCGAUUUGAAUGACUUCUUCCCGCGGCUGAAGGGCUUCUGGGAAGAGGAUUACCGCACUCGUUUGGAAAGGCAGGCAUUGCCGGCUAACCGCAUGCUGCGCGGGAGGGACAGUGAGCUGCACGGGCUGCCGCGCACCCAUUUUGUCCACUGGCAGUACUGGCGAACAUAGACUGUAAUUCAUCACCAGGCCCUCGUUCAGCCAUACAUGGACAAGUGUGCAAUACUUCCAGAUGUGUCUGCGUACUGGGUAUCUUUUGUUGUCGGUUUUCUAGCUUAGUUAUUUAUUUGUUUCGUUUAUUCCCAAGUGUAAGCUACAUUCAGUAUCUGCAGUACAAGUAUAGCUUAUGUUGCGAGUUGUAUUGGAUGGUGACAUUAAUUUUUUUUUUUUUUUUUUUUACAAGUUUCGUACUUUAUUCUUGUAAUUAGUUCUAUGCAGUGUCACGAUG